This is a messenger RNA of Diachasma alloeum, 1293 nucleotides long. RefSeq lists its product as uncharacterized. Bases 1 to 1293 code for a protein of 430 amino acids. The transcript has 6 exons. The record is from RefSeq and is a predicted model, not a curated record. NCBI's taxonomy places the organism in Eukaryota, Metazoa, Arthropoda, Insecta, Hymenoptera, Braconidae.
AUGUCGAACGCGAUAAUAGUCGUGAGUCUGCUGGUCCCGUUGUCACUUGCCGAAAAAAAAAUCAAUUUGGAAGACAUCGAGAAAGAUAAUCUCCACACGGAAAAUCAUUCACAUUCGUCGCUGUUAAAGCCAGAAUCUGACAACGGAGACGUACAAUACCCUCACCGGUAUUCAAACGAACGUGGAGCAGGAUUAGGGAGAUACACGAUAAUAGCGUCGAAUCACGUGGAAUAUAACGGGCAGACCGACGGUUACAACAAUGUAGAUAAUGCAGAUAGUGAUAUCAGAUAUCAGGUGAAUACAGAGGAUGCUGCUACCUCAAAAUCACAACCCGCUGAUGGCUAUGAUGACUCCACACCGCAAAUACGAGUUGUGCCAAAGGUGCUGGGACAGGCUGAUUAUCAAGGGCAUUUGUAUGAUUGGCCUCGAGCUGCUGUUGAUGAUCAAUAUCAAGGGGGUCAGCUGAAAAGCGCGGUAACGCGAUACCCAGUGCAGGCACUCAGAGAAGCCGUCUACAUUCCGGCGAGCCAAUUAUUGGCGUAUUCCCGAAAUUUCUGGCUGAACCAGCUCGCUCUACCAAAAAAUUUCGGCUUACUCCAGCACUUCAGUCCACAAGCUAUUGAAAAAUCCCCCGUUACGGUGUACAGACCGGCCCCAGGUCAAUCUGUACACAGUGCGUCGAAGUACCUAGGGUACCAAUCAGCGAUUGACCCGCAUCCAGAGGAGAUUCUCCCACCGCAGGUACUUCUCACCCAGCCGCAAAUCCAAUAUCUCCAAGAAUUCAUUUCGAAGCCAACGAAUUCUCUCCGCGAUCAGGCGGAAGUCAAUCAUGCGACAACUUACGCUGCUGCACCUGUCUACGGACAAGGCCAGACUGUUUCCUACACGCAAGGUCAAUUGAGGCACCUCAGUAGCUACGAUGAGCCCAAAAAAAUGCAGUACAGCAUACGUCUUACUAAACCUGUUUACCGGACACAAAGCGAUCAUAGUGACGAGCAGCGACAUUUAAAGAUAUCGAAUGCACCGAGACAGGAUUUGGCGGCCCCACCACUGCCCGAGUCUCCGAGUGAUCUACAUUCCGGUAGAGAUGGUCAUCAGCUCUAUGUGCAGAAUCACAUUGAUCAUGUGCCUGAGCCGAAGUCAUUAUUAGGCUCGUACAUUCCGAGUCGCGUAAUCGCCGCGCAAGACACUGCUAGGUAUCGGGAACGACCCUUGAAGCUCGAGGGUGGGUUCCUACCGUCUAAGAAUUUCUUCCAUGUUUAUGGGAAGCGGAAAGCAAAAUACGUUGAGUAA